Molecule: messenger RNA, 1949 nt
Organism: Daktulosphaira vitifoliae (grape phylloxera)
Lineage: Eukaryota; Metazoa; Arthropoda; Insecta; Hemiptera; Phylloxeridae
Exons: 2
Coding region: 146-1705 (519 amino acids)
Source: RefSeq, a predicted model, not a curated record
UUAAAUAUUGUAUUAAAUAUAAUAAAUUUAUAUAAAUAAAAAUCUUACAUUUAAAUAUAUAAAAUUUAUUAUUUCUGUAGAUUCAGAAAAAAACUCUUCUUAAAAAGUUAUAAAUAACUGUCAUUCAGUAAUUAAGAUAAUAAUAAUGAUUUUAAAUCAACAUUGCGUGUUAAUAAUAUUUUUUGGGAUAUUUUGUAAUGUACAAUUUAUGACGUGUAGUUGGUUUAAAUGGACAUCGACACAAAAACCAAAACCGGACACAGAAGAACUUAAAGUAGCAUUCAAUCUUGAUACUGGAUUUUCUUAUGGUAAUAGCCUUGAAAUGUUAGAUAUGGAGUUAAGUGAAUUGAAAGAUAGGAUAAUCAAGGAUGGAAAACUAGGAAUUAAUGUGUCCACUAGACCACAAGUUAUAUACAACGAUCUUUAUUGCAGUGAUUUAUUUAAUCUUUUACAAUACACAAGAAUUAUUCAAUCUUUAAUAGAACAUAAUUCUACUUAUAAUACAGAUAAGUUCGAUUAUUUAUUGUUGAAUGAAUCAACUAUUCAACACAUGCUAGCUGUAGUAAUAAAGUUAGAUCUAACGGAACAUUUACACUCGUUUUGGAAUUUGUACAUGUUUGCAAUUUACAUAAAAAACUUGAGGAUGGUCGAUAAUUUUUUAGUGAUAUCCCAUGUUAUUGAUGUGCUAGAUUGUAUAAUAGAUUGUUUAUCGUGUUAUACAAAUAAUUUUUGUCGAAAAAAUAAUAAAUACAAUUCAUUUGAUAAACUUAACGAAUUAGAUUUUAAGCUAGAAAAAGAGAAGAUGUUAAUGAUAGAAAAAGUAAAGGCGGUAAUGGUAAGUAGAAAUAUUAUUAAUAAAAUCCUACUGCACGGUGAAGAAGUAGAAAUUUGGGUUUCUCUUAAAAAAAUUUAUCUUUACGAAAUUCUUCAAAAUACAGAUAUUUUGAAAACUAUAAUAAUGGAUUUCGGGGAACAAAGUCAAAAAAGUUAUUAUGAUAUCAUUAAGGAUAUUAAUGUGGCAUAUAAAGAUGCCCGAAAUUAUUAUUGGUUUGAUGUUUGGAUCACAAAAAUUAAAAUUUAUCAUGAAAAAAUCUUUAACAUAUUCCGAGUCGUAACUUUACAUUUAAUUAGAAAGCAUGUAAUGUAUUUAAUAAAUAAGAAAGAAAAAAUUGUUAAAAAGUAUAAUAAACUAAUGUGGAAUUUCUUUGAUUCUAAUUUUUAUACAUUUUAUUUUAUGAUAUUUUCUGAUAAUACAGACUUUGAAAGUAUCUCAACAUUAUUCCAAAAUACACCAAGUAAUUCAAAUGAAUCAUUUGAUAACUUAAUUUCUAAUAUUAUAUCAAACAUUGAAAACAAAAUGCAAACAUGCUUUGUUGUUAAGUCAUUUAAAAUAUUACAAAUAAAAGUAGAUGACGAAAUGUAUAACUCAAAUUCAAUUAAUAACACUAAGAUACUUAGGUCAUACGUUCAAAUAAGCAAAGAAAAAAAUGAUGAAAUAGAAAAUUUUAAAAAAAAUUCAGAUAUCAAAGGCUUGAAUGAUAACUUCGAACGGUUUCAUAUAUUUUUAGAGUAUUUUAUGAAAAUAUUUAUAGAUAAACACAAAUUUAAGGUUUUUCGGUCAUUCAUGAAAUUUAGUUCGGAUUACGAAAUAAUGAAAGAUCGGAGACCACAAAAUUUAAAAGAAGAAAGAUAUCUUGAUCUUUAAUAAAUAUAUUAAUAUCAUUAUAAUGACUUAUGUUUUUACAAUUUCAUUAAAAUUCAUAAAAAUCUAAAUUUAAUCAUGAUUUCUAAAUUGUAUCAGAUCGUUGGUAAUGUGUAUUUUUUUUACCUGUAAAAUUAUGAAAAAUUAUCUUAUGAGCUCUAAGUAAUGAAAUUAAUUAUUAUAUUAUAUUUAACAAACUAUGAAUUUAUAAUUAUAUUCGUAUUCAAGUCCACUAAAGUAAUCAAAU